AUGAGUGAAACGAGUGGACAGUCAGCCCCAGUGGUCGAGUCAAAGGAGUGUCGCAUAUGUAAAGAGUCCGAGAAUGCGGACACAAUGAUCAGUCCAUGUCAGUGCGCCGGUAGUCUAAAAUAUGUGCACAAGGAAUGCCUCCUAUCAUGGAUACAGACAUCGGGAUCGAUCGACAAAUGCAAUGUCUGUAAGAAGUCCUAUACAUGCAAUCUAGUGGUCAGACGCGAAAAGUUGUUCGCAUUUCUGGUCAAAGAGUUGAGACAAAUGAUACCACUGUUUGCGGUCACAUUACUGGUGACACUGAUCCUCCUGUCAUCGGUGGUGAUGCUGUUCCGCAUGGAUUUGAGCCGUUAUAACGCGCUUAUGGCUCAUCACAACCGAUUCAGAGGACAAAUGAGAUUAGGAUUGACUAAAAGGGAAUUCCAUUUAUUUAGGGCUGUCUUAGCUCUGGAGAACUCAUUGGCGGCCAUCACUCUAUGGGUGCUCAUGGGGUACGCGAACUGGCCGUAUGCUAACCAACUAGAAAACGGACAGUUCGAGGGCUUUGCCAUUGAUAUCCUCAAUGAGAUCUCUCGUAUCGCCAAAAUCACGUAUACAUUGAAACUGUCAAACCUCACGGAAUACGGCGGUUGGUCUAAGAAUGGCUCCGUUACCGGGAUCAUCGGACAAAUAUUCAGGAAUGAGGCAGACUUUGCAAUCGGCGACAUAACGGUGCUGACCACUCGGGACCGGUACGUGCACUUCAGUCCCCCUAUCAUGAAGUUUGGGUUGACUGCACUCAUACGCAAAGACUAUGUCGGAGAUAUGAAAUCAUUCAAAGAUCUGUCGGAACAGUCGGUCAUUGCCUACGGGGUGAAGAAGACGGGCGCCAAUCUGCCCCUCUUUCACGACAGCCCUGUUGUCACCAAAAUGUAUAACUAUAUGGACGCCAAUCCCAACACUUUCGUGAGCGGCGAGAAGGAGGCCAUACAGAGGGUUAAGUCCAACCGAUACGCCUUCAUAACGGAGGGUCCGUUCAAUGAGUACGUGAUUAACCGCGACUGCGAUCUCACGGCCAUCGACGACAAGCAGAAGAACUUUCAGUUCGAGUACGCGAUCGCUAUGAGGAAGGAUCUGCUCCAGAGGUACGCCAUCGCUGACGCCUUGAGACAAAUGAAGAGAUCGGGAAAAUUAGAUGAACUCUUCGACAAGUACUGGAAAUCAGACAAAUGUGUUGAAGACAGUAAUGUCGUCGAAGUCCGGCCGAAGAGCGCACAGUUAUCUGUCGAUAAUGGAGUGGCGGAUGAGAGGGAACGGGAGGGCACACCUCCACCGAAGAAACACCACCACCCACACGAUCACAAGCACCCGGACCACGGAAAGCACUGGAAUCAUAAGCGGAGGAAUGCCUCACCCGCUCAUCAUUUGUCACUAACGCUGGUCUUUGUCUGUCUUUUACACUAUUUUGUUGCCAAUUAUUAAUUCAUGUUAUCUCUUGUUUUGUUAAUGUUUUCUGUUUUUAUUAAGUCUUAAGUAUUUGUUUAAAAAAUUCUACAC
Oppiella nova is the source of this 1536-nucleotide messenger RNA. Lineage: Eukaryota; Metazoa; Arthropoda; Arachnida; Sarcoptiformes; Oppiidae. The record is from the annotation of a GenBank genome assembly.